Ectocarpus sp. CCAP 1310/34 is the source of this 4758-nucleotide messenger RNA. NCBI's taxonomy places the organism in Eukaryota, Phaeophyceae, Ectocarpales, Ectocarpaceae. The record is from the annotation of a GenBank genome assembly.
AUGGCUACAGGUGCGCAUAGCGGCGAAGAUCAUUCUGCGAGUUGCGCCCCUCCAAUCGAGGUGGUUCACGCGUUCGGCUCGUGCCCGGACAAAGUCCGAGACAACAUUUGCGCGCUCGAUGAAGAACGAGUCGUCUACGUCGUCGGCUCUCGUGUAGCGGUCACAGCCCCCGCCGACGGCAGCGCAAACGAUGGCAGAAGCGGUAGCAGUAGGCUUGACUUCCUCAGCACAGGGUUGCGCGUGGCUCGCGUGACCGCCGUCGCCUGCAGCCCAGACAGGCGGUUCGUCGCCGCGUGCUACAAGGCCGUCGUAGAGGAAGACCCGAAUCAAACCGCCGCGUACGCCACGGUGUACCACAUGCCCUCGCGGCCACGCGCUUCUCGGGUGAAGACUCUCUCGUACGAACGACCAAGACGCCAACAACAGCAGAGUCAUUUGCGCUCGGGGGGCAGGAGCAGGAGCAGCAACAGCAGUAGGAGUAGUCGCCGGCACGAUUCCUCCUGCAGUAAAGCGUCCUCAGGCGGGACUGGCGAUUUAGGCUGCGGCAGGUUUUCUCCGCCGCCGCCGGUCCUCCCAUCUGCAACCGCUGAGUUCGCGACGGCGACGUUCUCUCACGAUGGUCAGAUUCUCGCACUUCUCGAUGGGAGCCCGGCCUGGACCUUGCUCUGGUUCGAAUGGAAGACGGGGAAGAGGGUGUUUACCGUGCAGCUGGACUCGCCCGUGCACAGGGUCGCCUGCUCUCCGUUUGAUAGUAGCAAGACAGCCACCGCGGGAGCUGACGGUCUGUUCAGGAUAUGGAGCACGCAACAAGGGGGCAAAGUUUCGUGUAUGGUCCCUAUCCCAGGCUUACGAGGAGAUGUCUGCUACAGGGACGUUGCCUGGCUUAACGCCGGCCGCCUGGUACUGGCCGCCCACGAGGGUACCGUGACCUUGAUGUCGCCGAAUGAGGUCCUUCAAGAGUGGGACUUGGGUCGUUCUGAUGGGCUAGGCGCUUGUUCUUUUCCCCCUGACGGCGAUGGGGCCGGCGAUUCUGCUAGCUCGGUCGGAACGGACGACACUCUGUCUGCAGGUGUGCAUGGCGGAAGCCUCAACGUCGUGGCAACGCAUCGGCGGGGCUUUUUCGUCGGGGGUAGUCACGGACAAGUGCUAGUCUUCGAGCAGGAAACGAGGGCGGGGGGCGCCAGCGGCGGCAGGGAAACGUACGCGCUAGCCCGCGUAGUGCGAAUAUUCGGCGUUGGCCUUGUAGAGCUCAGGCCCACCAUGGAGCCGGACUAUCGUUGGGUGGACGGCCUCGUCGGGUGGCUGCCUUCCUAUAUCCGCCUGUACCCGACAACCAUCCUUGUCGUCCCAAAAUUAACACCACCGAUUAUCCAUCCCGGCCAACCGUCCCAGCUCCUGGCAGGAGGAGAGGACGGCGAGAUCGGGCUGCUCGACACAGACGACAUUUUCAGCGCCGUUCCCGACGGCGACUCCCUCACGUCUUCAGGGGGCGGGGGCGGCGGGCCCUCGAGGCGGAAAGGAGGGGCAACCCUGACCAGCGGGACAACCGGACCGCCAACAACAGACCAGAAGAAACGAUCCCCCGUCCCCCGCCUUUGCCGUGGAGGCGGUCACGCCCCGGCAACAGCAGCGGCGGGGGCAGCUCUCGAGACGAGCAGUUGUUCCGCCGACGGCCGCGGAGAAGUCGUUUCGCGGGGGUUCGCGAAGGCGAUGGACGCCUUCGAGGACUCUCUCCGAGCCGCUGCGGACGCGGAACUGGCUUCGACCGGGACCGGGUCUCGACAGCAGGGCGGAAACCACAGGGGAAGCGCAUCGGUCUCGGCGGGUCCGAGCUCUGCUUCGAGGGAGACGGGAGGGAAGGUGAAGGCCAAUCCUCAGUACCGCCCGGUGGCUCGAGCAUUGCGCGUGAGGGGUAUGCUGGGUGAGGGAGGAGGAGGAGGUUCUUUGAGUUGCUUAGCGGUGUGCGCGAGAAAGCCGCUGUUGGCUGCGAUCGCGAGGGGAGGAGGAGGUAUGUCGGCGAGGGCGGAGGAUCAUCGCAACCUCGACGAGGACGAGUCCAGCGACGCCGAUGAUGAGAGCCGUAGCGCCGCCGACGACCCUAAGGCGGACGACGGUAUGCCUCGAAAGAAACGACAGCGACAACAGCAGCACCCGGCCGCCGGUGCCUCUGCAGGUGGCAUCGACGGGAGCUCCGAGAUCCAGAUCUGGAACUACCGCACGAAGCGGUUGGUGGUGAGACAUCGGUUUGGAGGGGAUUGCUCUUCUGGUAGCGGCGGUGCACAGGCCGGCGAGCUCCUGGGCAGUGUCGUUGUCGUGGGCGGAGACGAUCAGGGGGGGAGUGACGGAACGGACGCUGGGGGGGUGCGUGAAGAAGGUGCUACGUGCCCCGUUUCCAUCUCCCUCCACCCGUCGGGAGACUCCAUCGCGGUGGCCUUUCCCCACUGCGUGAACGUGUUCUACAUUGUCGGGAGCGGGGGUGAGCCUAUCGGAGACCAGGACAACGCCCCCGGCGGCGGGGAUGGCGGCGUGGCUGACCCGGUCGCGUCCAAGGAGCCGCUGUCGAUGUCGCUACGGCAGCUAGGAGUGGCCGAAGCGGUCGCUGCCGUGGAGAUGGCCCCGCUCGCGACGCUCCGGUCGGACCAGCGGGAGAUCCUGACGAAGGGGAUGUUCAGCGUGCCCGGGGAACAAGAGCCGAUCAUCAACUGCGAACCCGUGUCCGCCGUGCACUACUCACCGGGAGGACAUUUGAUCGCCGUGGUCACGGGAAAGGUUCUGGGUGUCCACAGCGGCACCGCCGGGGGACGCCUCGGUCGGGUGCAAACCCUUUCCGGGCAUGCCUCCGAUGUGUCGGCGUUCUGCUGGGGGGCGGAUAACCGGCGCUGCUGGACGGCGGCUGACGGUUACAUUUUCGAGUGGGAGGUGGGUUCAGGAUUGGGCGCCCUUGGAACAGACAAGGUAAGGCGCGGGGAGUUCCUGAAUAAGCGGGUGGCGUUCGAGGGCAUUGUGGCCGACCCUACCCUCGACGGUGGCUUGGUCGCCUGUUGCGUCUCCGCAGGCGGCGGUGGCGGCGGCGAGGGCGGGGGCGACGACAAGAAUCGUGCCGAUGCCGAUGGUGAGCGAAAGAUCAGCCGCAGCACAAUGAGCAAACUCGAUGUUGGCGCCCGCGGCAAAUCGCAGCGCGGCAGCGGGCUGCCAUCGGCGACUCCCGCGGCAGAGAACUGCAGUACCCACGUCGGGACUGCUCCCAAACGAACCAAUUCAAACGGCAACGACGGCAAUACUUCGGUCGAACUCCAAGCCGCCGGGGUCAGCGGUAGCAACACAACCUCUGGCGAGCGCCGCUCGAAAAGGCGGCACUUGGAACCUUCCAGCACUUGCGCUACGACCGGCGGGAGCACCGCGCCCGUCUCGCUGCUUCCCCGAGGCUCCUCCGCUGCCGCCGCCCUGCGCGGCGGGAGCAGGGUGGCCACCGCUGACGCCGCCCGCCUCGGAGAUCGAUGCCAGUCCUCCUCAUCCUUCUUCGUUUGGCCGCCCAAGCUGGAGCCCAUCUCUGGCGAGCCUGGGCUCGAGGUACGGGUCCCGCACCGGCUUACCUGUGUCCGGGCGACGGCGUUCGAGACGCGCUACUGGGGGGCGCACAACGUCCUCCUGGCGGGGACGAAGGGGGGCCUGGCGGUGGCGUUCGACUGGGGGUGCUUGCUCCGGGACAGCGCAGCCGGCGACGAGGAGAAAGGGAACCGGGGGGAGAAGGGCGGAGUGCUCAUGCCGUCCGCGCAGGUUUGUCUCCACAGCAUGCCGAUAACUUCGCUCGCUCUCACGGCGGACGGUAAGCACUUCUUCACCGCCGCAGGGGACGGUGCCGUGUUCAUGUGCCAGGUUCAGGUGGGGAGACGUAGAAACACGUUGGAGGGAAGACACGCAACCACGAGCAACACUCGCGGUGCCACGACCUCCGUGGUCGCAAACGCCUACUCUUCAUUUCCCCCGAGACCGAAACCGAAGCCGAACGCGGCGGCAACCUCGUCACAACACGUGUCAAAGGGUGCUGAGCAAUUAGCGGACGCGGGAGCGGUCGGGAUAGUUCCAGCUCCAACCGAGAGCUGCAUGGCUCUGGAGGCUUGUGUUGAGGAAGGGAUGGUGCUCAUGGAGGAAGAGGCCAAGGCUGCCUCCGCUCUCCAGCAGCUUACCCACGUCAAGCACCAGGCGAGGUUCGAGCUGCAGAAAAGCAGCCGUGAUCAGCAAAAGGAGCUGGCCGCCGUCAAGGAAGCAGGGAGACUGGAGCUGUCGCUCAUGGAAGUGGACGUGGCUUCCUUGCGGCGAGCGCUGGUAAAGGGCAAGAGAGAGCGGGAGGAUCUCGCUAGGGACAGCAUUGAGCAGCGCAAAAGGGAAGCAUCCGCGAUGAGCGCGAUGUACGAGAAAAAGCUUGCGCUGCAGGCGGAGAGCUACAUGCAGCUCAAGAUCGCAUACGAGGAGCUCAGCCAGGCCGCCGUCGACGACGCCGAGGAGAUGCAAGCGAAGGCGGAGAACGCCGCGAGAGAGCACGAAAGAUCCAAAAGAGACGACGUAAACGACGAACGUGUAUCCCACCCCCAAUCCGUACGUGCCUUGAGCAGGGAGGACAUGAAGAGGGUGUUGGAGGACCACCGCAUCCUCACAGGCUACGUAGACUUUGUCGGAGCUCAGUUUCACAAAGCCAUAGACCACGAGCAAGCAGGCCACGACAAACAGGUGACCGCAACCGGAAAAGUAGGAGGGUAA